ACACUGCAUGUAUCAUACUUCAGACUGUUGAUUCGUAUUGCGGAAAAUAGCGGGAAACGAAUUGGCCCGCUAGAAAAUGUCCGCCGUGCAACGGCUCGUAAUCUAUUUACGUGAAUGAUAAAUACUUGGCCAAUAUGGGUAUUUUAGGCUUGUCAAAGUUAAUAGCGGACAUAGCUCCGGAAGCAAUUAAAGAACAAGAAUUGAAGAAUUAUUUUGGUCGCAAAAUAGCGAUCGAUGCGUCCAUGUGUUUGUAUCAAUUCCUUAUUGCUGUGCGCAGCGAAGGUGCACAGCUCACUACUGUAGAUGGAGAGACAACCAGUCAUUUAAUGGGCACGUUUUAUCGCACCAUACGUUUAGUAGAGCAAGGGAUAAAGCCUGUGUAUGUGUUUGACGGAAAACCACCAAAUUUGAAAGAUGGAGAAUUAGCUAAACGGGCAGAAAGAAGAGACGAGGCGCAGAAACUUCUGCAGGCUGCGGAAGAAGAUGGAAAUGUGGAAGAUAUAGAUAAAUUUAGCAGAAGGUUGAUUAAAGUUACAAAGACUCAUGUCGAGGACGCUAAACAAUUGCUCCAAUUAAUGGGUAUACCUUACGUUGAUGCACCUUGCGAAGCCGAAGCGCAGUGCGCUGCCCUAGUGAAAGCUGGCAAAGUGUUUGCUACUGCUACGGAGGAUAUGGAUGCUCUUACUUUCGGCUCCAACGUACUACUUCGACGUGUGACCUUCAGCGAAGCUCGGAAGUUGCCUGUGCAAGAGAUUCAUUUCGACAAGGUCCUUGCUGGCUUGGAAUUAAAUCACGAUGAGUUCAUUGAUCUCUGUAUUAUGUUGGGCUGCGAUUAUACCGGUAGCAUCAAAGGUGUCGGUCCGAAACGAGCGAUAGAAUUGAUAAAGAAUCACCGAUCCUUGGAAAAGAUCAUUGAGAGUAUCGAUACGAAAAAAUAUCCCGUUCCAGAAAAUUGGAAUUACAAGGAGGCGAGGAUGUUGUUUCAAGAACCGCAAGUGGCGAGCGCCGAUGAUAUUCAGUUGAAAUGGUCCGAACCAGAUGAGGAGGGUCUGGUGAAAUUCUUGUGUGGGGACAAGCAGUUUAAUGAGGAGCGGGUAAGAAAUGGAGCCAAGAAACUGCAUAAGGCUCGAAAUACAUCGACGCAAGGCCGAUUGGACUCAUUUUUCAAAGUUUUACCUAGUACGACUCCGUCAAAGCGAAAGAUAGAGGAAAAGAAGCCACCGGCUAAAAAGGCGAAGGGAGCAGGUAACAGUAAAUUCCGCGGUAAAGCAAAGUGAGAAUAAUUUUAAGAAUUGAAUGAUAAUUGUACAAUAGUGCGAAUCUUACUUAUAUUUUAUGUACUCUACACAUAUGUAUCUAGAUUGUCUCGAAUGUUGUGUAAGUCUUGCUCCUUGAGUGUCUCGAGUUUUUAUCUCAUGUCUCGUAUUUACCUGUUUAAAUUUUUAUAAUAAAUAUACAGUUGCCGCUAGU
Messenger RNA from Ooceraea biroi (clonal raider ant), 1470 nucleotides. It is a transcript of the gene Fen1, whose product is annotated as Flap structure-specific endonuclease 1. Gene Ontology annotation, cellular component: nucleus. The record is from RefSeq and is a predicted model, not a curated record. Gene Ontology annotation, molecular function: magnesium ion binding; manganese ion binding; 5'-3' exonuclease activity. Lineage: Eukaryota; Metazoa; Arthropoda; Insecta; Hymenoptera; Formicidae.